Messenger RNA from Choloepus didactylus (southern two-toed sloth), 1024 nucleotides. Its product is annotated as ankyrin repeat domain-containing protein 26-like. The coding region runs from base 98 to 487 and encodes 129 amino acids. The transcript has 6 exons. Lineage: Eukaryota; Metazoa; Chordata; Mammalia; Pilosa; Megalonychidae. The record is from RefSeq and is a predicted model, not a curated record.
CUUAAAACUGAAAUCAGAGGAAGAACAAGAAAGGCUUGAUGGAAGUGAAAACAACCAACAACAGGUUGAAGAAAGGAAGAAGUCCAAAAGAAAUGACAUGGAAGUAUCAGAAAACUUGUAUGCUGCUUCUGCUGAGGUUAAUGAUGGUGGAUUAAUUCAACAAAGAAUGAGUGAACAACCUGAUAAUCAGCAAUUUCCUCUUAAGGAUAAUGAUUCUAAUAGGCUUUCCAACAAACCAAUCAUUGAUGAUUCAUCGCCUACAUCAGACAAUGAAGACUUAGAUUUUGAUAGUAAGAGCAUUUCUGAAAGUGUUCCAGAGAAGUCUUUUGCUUCCUUAUGUGAAGCCACAGAUCAGAAAGGAAAAAAUAUAUUAAAUGGACAAAUGGAAGAUGUGUCAGGAGAACUAGACUUAAAAAUGAAAUCAGAGGAAGAACAAGAGAGGCUUGAUGGAAGUGAAAACAACCAAUCACAGUACUUGAUGACUUAAGGAUAAAGUUAUUGUUGAAACAUGCACCCCGACAGAAAACACAUCUGAAAAUCAAACCAAGCCAAUUAAUCUUCCACUUUUGCAUCUGCAAAAAAUGUCUCAAGAACCUGAAAUGAAUGAGGAAUGUGAUAGAAAGGAUAUAUCUGUCUAUUCAGGGCUUCCUUUUCUUCAAAAGCAUGAGGAAAUGUUGAUGAAACAAGGCAAGUUAGAAUUGAAAAAUAAUUUAAAACAUCGCAAAUGAGUUAAAGCAGAAGUUUGCUGAAAUUAGUGAAAAAUUUAAAAUUACUGCUUAUCCUGAGGAAGAGCCACUACUUGACAACUCUAAAGGAGCAAACUUAAAGGAACUAUCCUCUAAUUUGACAAAUAAUAUACUUGAUGGUGAGGAGAAUGAUGCAUCUGGAGUAUCUGUAUCUGUUGUAUUCCAGGCAGUUCCUCAACAAAGAGAACCAAGUCUCAAAAAUGUCUUUCCAUCUCGUUUAUACUCUGGGUCCCAGGAAUAUACUUGCCUGUUACCUUCUAAACUUGACUUAAAUCAUA